CACCACCCACUACAAAAUCCAACUCAUCUUUCUUCACAUUUUUCAAUCUUCUUCUAAAUCUAAAGCUAUCAAUGAUAAAUAUAAAUCAAUAUUACGAACAAGUUUGUUUAUAUAAUUUACGCGCUAGGAACUUGCUUACUUCAAGAAAUUUUUUAGUCAACUUCGUAACAUGGGCAUUUAAUUUCGUACAUAUUAAACAAACAAAUAAUGAGUAAUAUAUAGGUUUGAGUUUAUCACUGUAUACUUCAUUCUAACAUCUAUUCACAUUCUCAAUUCCUCUCUUCAAGAGGAACUUAGAUUAUUCUAAUUUGGUUAUUUAAUUUAUAAGGCAACAUGAACAAGGCCAUUUUAGCUCCAAUUUUUCUUGGAGUUUUGGCGUGUUGGAGUGCGAUUUCGGUUAUUGCUGAAGAUCGAUCUUUGUUUUUCACAUGGGAAAUUACUAGUGGAACAAUUUUUCCUCUUGGUGUUCCUCAAGAGGGUAUUCUUAUCAAUGGCCAAUUUCCAGGCCCUACAAUUGAAGCCAUCACAAAUGACAAUAUUGUUGUGAAUGUCAUUAACAAGUUGGAUGAUAAAUUUCUCAUCACAUGGAGUGGUGUAAAACAAAGAAGGACAUCAUGGCAAGAUGGAGUAAUAGGAACUAAUUGUCCAAUCCCUCCAAACUCAAACUGGACAUACAAAUUUCAAUUAAAAGAUCAAAUUGGAACCUACACAUAUUUCCCAUCAACCAAAAUCCAUAAAGCUGCUGGUGGUUUUGGAGCACUCAACAUUGCUCAAAGAUCUGUUAUAUCCAUUCCAUAUCCUGCCCCUGAUGGUGAAUUCACCCUGCUUAUUGGUGAUUGGUACAAGCCCAACCACAAGGUACUAAGGAGACUAUUAGAUGUUGGCAAAAGCCUUCCUUUACCUGAUGCUCUUCUUAUAAAUGGUCAAAAAGAUUUUGCUGUAUUUACAGGAGAAGCAGGGAAAACAUACAAGUUCAGGGUGUCCAAUGUUGGGCUAGCAACCUCAAUUAACUUUCAAAUUCAAGAUCAUUCAUUGAAGCUCAUUGAAGUUGAAGGUGCUCACACAUUGCAAGAAACAUAUAAGUCACUCGAUAUUCAUGUCGGACAAUCAAUGACAUUUUUAGUCACACUAGAUAAGUCAGCUGGUGACUAUUACAUUUUUGCAUCGAGCCGUUUCAUCAAGACUAAUCUUACUACAAUUGCAACACUUAGAUAUUCUGGAUCCAACCGUAAGGCCUCGGGUCAAUUACCCAUUGACCCGACCAUCGAUCUAGAUUGGUCCAUGAAGCAAGCUAGAACCUUCAGACUGAACUUGACAGCAAACGCUGCUCGGCCAAAUCCCCAGGGAUCGUUCCACUACGGAACCAUCCCUGUGAUGAGGACAUUGCUAUUGGCAAACUCAAAAUCUAUCGUAAACGGAAAGCUACGAUAUGCAGUAAACGGAAUUUCACACAUCAAUCCAAGCACUCCAUUGAAGCUUGCCGACUAUUUUAACCUUCCCGGAGUCUUCGAUCUCAAUACAAUCAAGGAUGUUCCUUCUUCAGGUUCCCUUGUCAAACUUGGAACAUCUGUAAUAGGUUUCGCUCUUCAUGACUUUGCAGAAAUAAUCUUCCAGAACAAUGAAAACACUAUUCAGUCAUGGCACUUGGAUGGAUCUAGCUUCUAUGUUGUUGGAUUUGGAAAUGGAAUAUGGACACCUGAUGUGAGAAACACAUACAAUUUGGUUGAUGGAAUUACAAGAUACACUGUUCAGGUGUAUCCAAAAUCAUGGACUACAAUAUUGGUGUCUUUGGACAAUAAGGGCAUGUGGAAUUUGAGGUCUGCAAUAUGGGAGAAUAGAUAUUUGGGACAAGAGUUGUAUAUGAGGGUUUGGAACAAUGAACAAAGCCUAUACACUGAGACUAAUAUCCCUUUGAAUGCAUUGUUUUGUGGCAAGGCUAAACAUUUGCCUAAAUUUUAAGAACUACUUAAGAGAUAUACAAUUUGAUUAAUGAUAUGAUUAAGUGUGUAACUUAAUUUUUUUCUUAAGAUUAUUUUGUUUAGAAAUUUCAGUUACAAGGGUGUGACUGUAGUGCAAAAUGAAAGGGAAAAUGAGUGUAUUUAUUUCAGUAAUGAGACUCCCAAUUGAUUUGAUGUUUUAUUAGAUUAUUAUUUAUUGUAAUCAUAAU
Molecule: messenger RNA, 2167 nt
Organism: Vicia villosa (hairy vetch)
Lineage: Eukaryota; Viridiplantae; Streptophyta; Magnoliopsida; Fabales; Fabaceae
Product: L-ascorbate oxidase homolog
Exons: 9
Coding region: 334-1959 (541 amino acids)
Molecular function (GO): copper ion binding; oxidoreductase activity
Source: RefSeq, a predicted model, not a curated record